AGGGUCACGGCUUGGCCACUAGUGCUAGUGGCUGGCUUUAUAUAUAUACUGUACAUGUAUAUCCGUCUCUACUACUACUACUACCAGCACUCCUUCAGUCAUGGCUACGUUUGAGCAAGACUUCAAGAUGGGAAAAAUGAAAGAAAUGUCUGGUCAGCCUUUCCAUUAAUGCAAAGCAGGUUAAGUAACGUGUGCAGUCACAAGGAAGUUUGAAGACCCGAAUGCUGCACACACACAAUAAACGUAGUCAACACAACGAGGCUAAGCUGCUUAUGAAAGACUCCAUCUUCCAAGCGGUGGUCAGUACCUUUUCCUGGCUGGACUUGGGGAAAACGGGAGAUCAUUUGAAGAUAUUGUAACAAUGGCUGUUUUGAAAGUGACAUUUACCAAGACCAAGAGGGACAAGCUCGCUCAGGUCCUUUGGAUCCUAAAUUGGAUCUCAGUAGUGACUGGGGUGAUCCUGCUCAGCCUGGGCCUCUUUCUCAAGGUGGAGCUCAACAAGCGUCAGGAGCUGAUGGCCGACAGAGACAUUCAGUAUGUGCCCAACAUGCUCAUAUCCGUCGGUCUCAUCGCCUGUGCCAUUAACUUCCUGGGCGGGAAGAUCUGCUACGACUGCGUGGAUACUGCCAAGUUCUUACGCUGGAAGCUGAUCAUGCUGCCCUACAUCGUCUGCACCUUCUUCUUCACCUUCUGUGUGCUGGUGGGGGCCCUUAUGUGCUACACCAUGCACUGGGAGCUGGAUGAGUCCCUGAAGGAGGGCUUGACUCAGGCCAUGAGGUUCUACAAGGACACAGACACUCCGGGAAGAUGCUUCCUGAAGCGUGCCGUGGACAAGCUGCAGAUAGAGUUCCAGUGCUGCGGCAACAAAGCUUACAAGGACUGGUUUAAAAUCCAGUGGAUCAGCAACCGCUAUCUGGACAUGUCCCACAGAGAGGUGGUUGAUCGCUUGAGGAGCAACGUGGAGGGCAAGUAUCUGAUGGACGGCGUCCCCUUCAGCUGCUGCAACAUCAACUCACCGCGGCCGUGCAUCCAGCAGCAGAUCACCAACAACUCGGCCCACUUCAGCUACGACCACCACACGGAGGCACUCAACCUGUGGACCAGAGGCUGCCACCAGGCGCUCUUGGACUACUACACGGGCAUCAUGCACUCCAUCGGCCUCACUGUGCUCAUCACGUGGCUCUUCGAGUUGUCCGUGUUGACGGGGGUUCGUUACCUCCAGACGUCUCUGGAGAACGUGCUGAGACACGGAGACCCCAACUCUGAGUCUGACGGCUGGCUGCUGGAAAACAGCUUCAUAGAGACGGCUCGGACCAACCUGAACAUCAUUAAGACCCUCAGCAAGAACAACCAUGUGGACACCGCCAACAACGGAGACCCUAACAUCAACAUACCGUCCACUGUCAAAGCCCACUACGGGCCUGACAACGUGCCUCCUCAGCAAAUACCUGUAGCCAGCUGACCCCCAACGUUGGUUGGAGAUGAAACUGUUGCAUCGUUGGACCUCAACAGACCUCAUGAGAAGCCUUUUUAAUGGAGGCUAAAACAUCUUAAGGGACCCUCAGUUGCCUUUUGUGUAACACUUAAGGAGGUACCUUGUGGCCUUGACCAACUGAAUGAAGGCUUCGGAGUCAAAGUGGGUUGUUGGUCAAUUUCCGGGGGGGUCGUAAGCUCCUUUACUCAUCAUCAAGGAAAUGACUUUUUGAUUCAUGUUUGCAGGAGUCACUUCAUUAUCAUUUAUUGAUGGAGAGUAUAUGCAUUGCGUUAUUGCCAUACACGUUAUAGCUUCAUAUGUUUGUUCCAUACAUAUAUUACUGUGGAAAAGGCCAUCCUUAGAUUUGCAGGAGAUCCCAGCACCAGCAACAAAUGACAAAAAUUGAUACGCCCACAAAAAUGUCUAUUUUUGUUACACAGCUCGCUCCUCCCCCCCCCGCAAACCCUCCUGAUAGCUGCUGUAAUUAUUAGAUUAGAUUCAGCUCCAGAACGCUUUCCUUUUCUCUUCAGUAUGCCUCACCAACGUAUUAAACACAUGUCAAGUAUAACAUGUACACAGUACAUGAGGUGCUUCCCACUCAUGAAUGAUAAUGUACGAUAAUCCAUGAACAGAUGGAAUCAGAGUCACGGUGUAGAAGAUAUGUUUCACUUUUGCGUCUCACGGCAACUGUGGUGCGUUCAAGAACCGCCAAACAAAGUGAGAAAUCUCAACGCUUGACAGAGGAACAUUACCCGUGAAGCAUAAAAACAUGAACAUGUAAAAAAAUGCGGUACAUGUACGCUGUACUUAACAUGUGUGAUCACUUGUUUAGAAAUUCUAACUGACUUUGGGUGAAUGAGAUGUGUUUUCUACAGAAAAAACAUCUUUUUUAUCACAGUGUUCCCUCGUUUAUCGCGGGGACAGGUUCCCAAAAUAGCCCGCAAUAAGUGAAAUCCGCCAAGUAGCCAAGGUGAUUUUUUUUUACAAUUAUUAUAUAUGUUUUAAGGCUGUAAAACCCCUCACCUCAAGAAGGUGGCCACUUAGCGGAUUUCACUUAUUGCAGGCUAUUUUGGGAACCUAUGCUCCGCAAUAAACGAGAGAACACUGUAGUCAUGAAAAUAAAGAAAACGCAUUGAAUGAGAAGGUGCAUCCAAACUUUUGGCCUGUACUGUAAGUCUUAAAACAAUCAAAAUAGAAAUUGUCUUUCACUUGUAUACAAGCACGUAAUUUGCACGUGGUUACGGGGGUCAAGACCCACGCAAAAAUCAGAUCCAGCCAAUGUAACCCCCCGAAUAUAUUCACAUCAUUCCGAUUUAACAAAAAUAUACAUCAUCUUGCAUUAAUAUCAAGUUGAUUUUCUGUAUUUAUAUCAUUUGCCUGCAAAACAGUCGCAUGUUUAGUCAUCCGGUAAUGUAACCCCCCCUUCAAUACUUGGUAUCACCCAACCCGCUUCCUCUACUUAAUGUUCACUAGUUGCUGUAUGUUUGGCGUGGAUGGGGACAGCAGAACCGCGGAAAAAUGAAAAGAGCACUAAAAGGCGGACAGACAGCAUUUUUUCAUUGUAGCUCGACACCUCAACCUAAUAAAAAAUAGGAAAAACUCCUGACCAAAAAGAGGAAAAUACCCGUAUUGUUAAGUUAGAUGAUGAUUUGUGACCGGAGUUGGCAAGCUAGUCGUUCGAUCGCCAGUGUCCUGUCAGGUAGCGGCGUUACUAGUUUAACUACAUUUCUCGGUUGAGUGAUCGUAACGUCGCUGUUUUCCGCAUCAAAUAUGUUGUCAGUAAUGAAGGUAUUUUACUGAUCAAAUAACGUGAUAGCCGACACAGAAGCUACAUUCAACCGGGCAUUCCUAAAUUUUAAAUGCAACAGAGUUUCUGUUGCGGGCGGAGCGGUAACCAUGGUGAUGACAGACGCUCCUUCAAGUGACAUUACGUACCAGUCCUGACUCCUGCUGCAGCAGGGCGGCUGGGGAGCACGCAGCGGGUGUCAGAGGAGGGGAGACUUCGAUGAAGUGUCGUGAAUCUUGACAAGCUUUGGGAAAUACCAGAAUGUAUUUCCUUCAAUUCUGCUUUGACGUCACUUGUCAUUUUUAAUCGGCCUGUUACCACGUGAACAUUAACUAAGCUUUUUUUUUUUAACAUAAGGUUCAAGAAUGUGAUUGCCGAACAAGUGACCAAAGAGAAGGAAAUGACCAAGGAGGCACAGCCUAAUCACAGUCAAAGUAUCACAGUGUAUUUCUAAUACAGGCACGCCAAAUUACCCCGACUCCUUUUAAAAAAAGUAAAUGAUUCAAUAAAUAAGUAACCCCCCCUCCCAAAGGUAGAUCCAAAGUUACACCCUUGCUUGUACAGCACUUUCCCACCUCCAAGUCACUAAAAGCGCUUUAACACUGUUGGCACAUUUACGUACUGAUGACGCAGCAUCAGGAGCAACUGGGGGUUCAGUAUCUUGCCCAAGGAUGCUUCGACAUAAUCAUUUUUUUCUGUCAGCAGAUUUGUUAAUUUAAACAACGGUCUAACAAAGUAAAAAAAAAAAUGUCAGUAGUUAAAAAUACGAAAUUUUGUCCUUAAUUUCCGAAAUGCAACCUUUCUUAGGCUUCAGUUUUUGCAAUGUGCUCAUGUUCGUCCCAGAAGUGUGUGAUUCAUCCAACCAUGCCUUUAUAGACUUCACGCAGGAUAAAAAUGCAAAGUUGGAAGCUGAGAAUUGUCCCUAAAAGUCUUGAUAGGAUGAAGAAUGAUCUUCAGGAGGCGUCAAGGUGCUGUCUGUCAUGAACGGGUAUUUCAUGGGGGCGCUCGCAUUCGAACAUAUUACAUCCUGCCUUCUUCCUGCUCAGAGUAUGCAAGCCACACCCACGUAACACUCACAUGGAAGAAAAGGUGACAAGCGCUUCUCUAAGACUGCGAGUUUGGCUAUGCACACGAAAUACGUACCGGAAACGCAAUCGGUUCUGCACAUGCGCGAGAUCUACGUCACUUCCGCCCUUAGCAAAUUUUUUACGACAGCGCUUCUGUGACGUCACGUGCUGUGGUACUUUAAAAAAAAAUGUAUGUAUGAACAUAAAUGGUCAAUAACCAUACUUCAUAUACAGUUAUGGAAAAAAUGAUUAGACCACCCUUGUUUCUUGAGUUUAUUGAUACAUUUUAAUGCAACGAUAACAAAUAUAGCUCAUAAGAGUUUAAUUUAAGAGCUGGUAUCUAGCAACUUCCAUGCUUUUCUUGCUAAUGAUCAACUUAAGUUCUUACACGAAUAGUUAUAACAUUGUACUGCUAAAAAAUGUAACUCUUAUGAGCUAUUUUUGCUGUCAUUGUUAUAUUUAUACAAACAAAGAUACAUUUAGUUGUAUCAGGCAAUAAAAUGAACAAGAAACUGAAGAAACAAGGGUGGUCUAAUCAUUUUUUUCCAUGACUGUAUGUAAUAUAUGGGGGGUUCUUUUAUUAGUGACUCUUACUAAAAGACUUGGUUAGCAUGCGGAUGUUUCUAUCGUCUAAUGACACCCACCAAGACCGAGCUACGUAAAAACUUACGCGAUGCACGUAACGCAGACGUAAACGUCAUAGCCGGUUACCUUUAACAUAUAUUAAAAAAAUGAAUAAAACACAUAAAAUGCAGCGAUAUUUCAAUGUCAACAACUGUAAGUAGAGCGCAAUGAUUGAUUAAUCUACAGGAUUCAGCGGGAGUUUUUUUUCUAAAUAGAGAAAUACCAUCCAUCCAAACAUAUCUUCCUAGCAAAUGCUUUUGUGUGUAUUUUUUUCAGUGGCGAAAAAAAAACCGUUAAUUUAUGGAACCAAGAGGGAUUAUAAAUGAUCCACUUGCACCAUGGAUAUGAUAUAAGAAAAAAGAAUCAAUUACGGUAUGUUGUAAUUUCUCACAUCUUAAUAAGGUUUUUAAAACACUGUAGAUCGACGGACGGCGUAGAUUACACAUACCUAACACGUGACUACCAAAAAAUAGGAUGUAGAGGCUUUCUGCACAUGCGUAGAACCGAUUGCGUUUCCGGUACGUAUUGUAUUUUCCACCUCCAAGGCACAAUAUGUCUUCUAAAACCACUACCGGUAACAAAUGCUAGCCGGUGGUGGUGUUCUUGUAUUUUUUUGUAUGAAAAAGUGUGUAAUUUGGCACCAAGGAGGGAAUAGCACCUUUAAUGGACUCCACCUCUGCACUGUACAUAUACGUAUAUAAUGUAAAGAGACAUACGGUAUUUAGACUCAUGUUUUUAUUACCACAGCCUGGAAGCCAUGUAGUGCUAUCAAACAGCACAAUCAUACUAAAGUCACCUAUUUUCCAAAGGGUAAGACAUGAUAGAAGUAUGAAUUAUUAGCAUCUAUACACUUAGUGUACUUUUUCGAUCUGUGUUGAAUAAAUAAACACCAUGUAGUUUUCAUCAGAGGAAGGUUAUAUUCAUUCGUGUUUUGCAAAACAGCAAAGACUAGGUGUUAAAAAUGAGGGAAAAACAGAUAAGCAGGUAAAUAAUAACUGGGUAAAUGAAAAGUGGUUAAUAGACAUCACUCCUCAGCAUUAUGAAUCCACACGUGUAAGUUACAACAAAGUCAGACCAGCGUGUAGGUCAAAGGUCAAGGUGUGUGGCUCUACUGUAUGUCUAUAUUUAAAUGAGUCUACUGGUUUCUCCUAGUUGGUGCUUAUUUGCAUUCGCGCAGCAGACAAAUUAAAACAAGGCUAAUCUACUAGAAAAUGUUUCUUUUCUGUCCAUACUUUUCCUCCCCUUCCUCCCUCUCCUGGCGGUGUCUCUGAGCUCCAGCAGGAGGCUUUUGGCUUCCGUGCGAAUACGCGCCCUCAGGAAGCAGCAGAGAGCAUCUCCACGCGAGCUUCUUCACGACUCUGCCUUUGCUGCUGGCUCCACCAUCACAACAUCUGCCAGUCGAAAGCGAACAUGACGUUGACCAACUCCA
Molecule: messenger RNA, 6380 nt
Organism: Dunckerocampus dactyliophorus (ringed pipefish)
Lineage: Eukaryota; Metazoa; Chordata; Actinopteri; Syngnathiformes; Syngnathidae
Gene: prph2la
Product: peripherin 2-like a
Exons: 4
Coding region: 362-1462 (366 amino acids)
Biological process (GO): visual perception
Cellular component (GO): membrane
Source: RefSeq, a predicted model, not a curated record